Molecule: messenger RNA, 1614 nt
Organism: Brachypodium distachyon (stiff brome)
Lineage: Eukaryota; Viridiplantae; Streptophyta; Magnoliopsida; Poales; Poaceae
Product: pentatricopeptide repeat-containing protein At4g02750
Exons: 1
Coding region: 1-1614 (537 amino acids)
Biological process (GO): RNA modification
Molecular function (GO): protein binding; RNA binding
Source: RefSeq, a predicted model, not a curated record
AUGGCGUCAUGGACGCUCAGGAAAGCAGCUCUGGGGCUUUCGCCAUUUUCUCGUAUGGCCUGGAAGACCAUGGGGAUCACCGAGGCGGGCAAAUCCGGGCAAGCAGAGAGGGCCCUCAAGCUGUUCGACUCAAUGCCUGAGAAGAACCAGGUGGCAUGGAACGCCGCGCUCGCAGCGCUCGUAGACGCCGGCCGCACUGAGUGGGCGCUCACCUUCUUCCAUGAGAUGCCCAAGAAGAACGCCACCUCGUACACCACCAUGAUCGGGGGGCUCUCCAGUGCCGGGGCGGUCUCCAGGGCACGAAGUCUCUUCGAUGAGUUGUCACUCGAUCGGCAAAAUGUGUUCACCUGGACAGCCAUGCUAUCGUGCUAUGUCCGGAAUGGUGAGCCCAGCAGAGCUGUCGAGCUUUUCGCAGUGCUCUACGGUGAGCUAUUUGUACACAAGGUUUUACCCAAUGCCCACUCUUUCAGCUCAUUGCUCAAGGCCUGUGUUGUUCUCCAGACGCCCUCCAUGGCAUUGCAGCUCCAGUCGUUCACCGUCAAGCUCUUGGAUGAGGGGAACAAAGAUUGCAUCUUUGCUUGGAAUGCUUUGAUCGACGUGCAUGCGAAAAUGGGUGCCCUGUCGGAUGCUGAGAAGGUGUUCCACGGGAUGCGGUACAAGGACAUCUGUUCAUGGAACAUCAUGAUGAAUGGGUACGCACGGCAUAAGCUCGGUUAUAAUGCUCUUGAACUCUUUAAAGGGAUGACGAACAAGGAUGCCUUCUCAUGGAACAUCAUAAUAUCCUGCUUGUGGGAAAACCGCCAUGGAGAAGAUGCCCUCCGCCUCUUCAUCGAUCUGGUGAGAUUAGAAGGCCACCACAAUGGCAGAGUCAAGUCAUGUGUAUCAACAUACACAACCGUUCUACACAUCUGCUCGGUGCUGGCAUUGCUCACAUUUGGGAAGCAAGUCCAUGCGCGUACUGUCAAGAACAGUUUCUGUAGCACCAGCGUCUUUGUCUGCAAUUCUCUGAUGAGCAUGUACAGCAGUUGUGGCCUGACACUGGAUCUGCAGCAGGUGUUCGAUGAAACAACAGUAAGAGACACCAUAUCAUGGAAUUCUGUGAUACAGGGGCUUGGCCAGAAUGGUCUAGGCAAGCAAGCCCUGUUGGUCGCAGAGCGUGCACUUGACCUGAAAAUGUACAAUGGCAACACCUUUAUCGCGAUACUGACGUCCUGCAGCCAUGCCGGGUUGGUCACCGAGGGGCUGUGCUACUUCAACACUAUGACUGAAAAGUAUGGAGUGAAACGUACGCUUGACCACUACAUCAGCGCCAUCAAUCUGCUCGGCCGGGCAGGGAGACUGGAAGAGGCACAUAUCUUGCUUCAGAACAUGCCGUUCGCACCAACUGCAUUGUCAUGGUCCACCCUUUUGCAUUCUUGUUUGGCUCAUAAGGACAGCCUGGUGGGGAGUAUUGCCGCACAGGAACUGAAAGCCUUGCAGCCUGAUGGCGGAGCAAAUUACAAGAGAUUGGUGCUUGGUUGCAGGGGAGGUGGCGAGGUUAAUGAAAUACCGUUUGGUGUGACAGAGAACAUGAAGACUGUCGCUCACAAGCCUGGAUGCAGCUGGGUCACCUGA